AAGACUCGCUCGUUUGUUUCUGUUAUUAUAUUAAAGUUUUGUGACUUCUAUGUAUGUAUAUUUAUUUGCAAAGAAAUGCUUCAUUAGAUUUCGACUUAAGCUUAAAAUAAAUCAAUUAGAAUGGAGAACUACGAUAUAAUAUCAUUCGUAGGCGAAGGGUCAUUUGGUCGAGUGUUUAAGGCAAAGAAUAAAGAAACCGAUGUUGUAGUGGCCUUAAAAGUUAUACGCAAGAAAGGCCGCUCGUCAAAAGACUUGAAAAACUUAAGGCAGGAAUGUGACAUUCAGCGUACACUUGAGCACCCGAACAUUAUACGUAUGAUCGAUAGCUUUGACACGGAAUCAGAGUUGGUGGUAGUGACAGAAUAUGCUGAGAGAGAACUGCACAGUAUACUGGCUAAAGAAGGAUGUUUAAAUGAGGAACAAGUGAAGAAAAUUACCUGGGAUUUGGUGUCUGCUCUGUACUACUUACAUUCACACAGGGUUUUACACCGGGAUCUGAAGCCCCAGAAUGUAUUGCUAGACAGCAGUGGCUGUGCUAAGCUCUGUGACUUUGGAUUGGCUAGAAUAAUGACCAACUCCACCCACAUUCUAACUUCAAUCAAGGGGACUCCAUUGUAUAUGGCACCUGAACUCAUUGAUGAGAAACCUUAUGAUCAUCAGGCAGAUCUCUGGUCCCUUGGAUGCAUAGUGUAUGAGCUGAUGGCUGGUCAGCCGCCGUUCUGCACCAUGUCGAUCCUGCAGCUGGUGAGGAUGAUUCGCCACAAGCCGGUGCAGUGGCCAAGCUUCAUCAGCAAGGAGGCACGCUCUUUCUUACAGGGACUGUUACACAAAGACCCCAUGAAGAGGAUGACUUGGCCAGAUAUACUGGCGCACCCGUUUGUGGCAGGCCAUAUCCUCAUUUUGCCGGAAGACGUGCAAAGUGAAUCACCCUUCACGCAACCAUUGAGCCACAGCCAGCAGGAGGCAAAGCGGCUACAGCGGGAUAAGAUUAGCAGCAAUGCAAGGGCAAUGAAACUGGACAAUGAACCUUUAAAAGUAGUAAACAGAAGAGAGCACGACCUCCGUCACAUACGUGGCGUAACUCAACCCGCAGAGUGCGUUCCCAUGUCCGACGAUGACAGCGUGCGCGCCACCAGCGCGUUCAGCGUGCGAGACAGCCUCAAAACUGACGACGAAGACCAGUCGCAACCCAUCACUGUCGCCAACGCGAAACUACUAAGACACGAGUACAAUGUCAUGAACAAUUCCAAUCUUGUCGUCUGUAAUUUAGAAAAUAAUAUCGCGCAACUUAUGGCAACUAAUAAAAAACCUAAUGCAGCUGUCAAGAAUCUUCAAAUGGACAAAAUUCUUGAGGAGAAACAGAUAGAAAAACCUAAAACAGAAGCCCCAAGUGAGAAGAGUGAAGCUGUUGAUGUGAAACAGAAACCGAAAAGUGUAGACACCGCGUCACACAGUUUAGAGAACCCGAAAAGUUCAACGAAAUGCAGCAGUGAGGUUAGUUCCGGACUUAGUAAGAGCGUACCGCCGUCUUAUAAGCAAAAGUUGCUGCAGUUCUCAAGAGAUAAACUGAGGUUUGCCAGCGGCGGGAACAGAUUGACGAGAAGCAUCAAGCGAUCAUUUCAUUUUAGUAGGAGUUGGGAUAAGAAUAAGUCGGAGAAUCAGAGACGGACUAGUGAACCAGCCAUUGAAAUCCCAAGUAUUGAUGUGGAUCAAGAAAAAUGCUCGAAAGAGACCAAGGAUGAAGAUAUUGAAAAGAUAGAAUUGAUUGAAGAAGUUUCUGAUAAAGAGGUAGCUAAUAAUGAUGAAAUUGUCAUACCGGAAGAAAAGCACGAAGUCAAGGAGCCAUCCGCCAUUGAGCUGGAGGAAUGGGAAGCGUUCCUGAAUUCCAAUAUUAGUGAAGUAAUGGAUGGCGACGUUGAAUCUCUCACGCAGUUGAAUAUGGUGAGCAUGGUGGUGGGGGUAGUUGGCAGCUCGGGUGCGGGCGCGCGCGGCGGGCGCGUGUGCGGCGCCGUGGCCGCGCUGCUCGCGCUGCCCGCCGUGUCGCCCGCGCUGCCCCGCCACACGCUGCUGCACAUACAGGACGUAUAUCUCGAAGCUAAAGUGGUGUACGAGUUCGUCGCAGCCAUUAACUCGUUGAUGAAGGACUGCAAGAAUGAUGACGACAUGGAAGACAGAUUGACGGGCACGGGUCGGAUGCUGGAGGUGUGCGCGUGGCUAUGCGCACGCUCGUGCCGCGCCGUGCGGCAGCUCGCGUCGGCGACGGCUGCGCACCGCGCCUAUGCUGUCUUUACACGACUGCUGACCAUGUAUUCAAGAACACCUCGCAUAGUUCUUAACAUCGUGGGCCUUCUCAUCACCAUACUCCAAGAUCUGCCCGAACACGCAGACGUCGUCGAGAAGAUUCUAUUCGACGACAAAAGCUUCAAUUUCAUGUGUCUCUUGGAACAACCCAGCGACGCGUUGAGAAUGCGAGUCUGUAUACUUAUAAGUCUAUUAUGUACAUUCUCGUGUACCGCUUUCUCGGUUGCCAUGGAGACGAAGUGGAGUAAAGCGGAGAGUGAUUAUUUGGAGGCGUUGCAUACGCAUUGCAAUGUGACGCUGAACCGGGCAGCCAGGUUGGCUACUAAGGAGCUUAGUAAUAUGCCGUUUUAUAACUAAUGAGUUUAUAUUCAGUAUCAAACCGUCCAAUUUCUUUAUACUUAAGAACAAAUACGACUGUUUAAAGUAUACUUAAAUGGUAAUUUAUAGACCCAAUUACAUAAUUUUAAAAGGAGCGAUAUUAUUUUAGUCACCAGGACAAUGAUGGGCAUUUUAAGGGUAGCUAUUUAACCCUUAAGUGGGCAUAAGGACUAUAAGGGCCACUUGCACCAUAUACAAAACCCGAAGUUAACUGGUUAAACCUGGAGUUACCAUGGUUACCAGUGCAAUUUGACACUGGGUUAACGGUUUAACCGCUUAAUUACUCUUAUGGCCCUCUGUUGGGAAUCUUCGGGAGGGCCUUUGUCGAGGGCCCUCCAGCAAAUCGUACGGCCAAAUAUAACGGUUGCCCAACUAAUACGGAAACAAAGGCCCAACCAAAUCCCUACAAAAAAAUGCUAUUAGGGAGGAUGGUGCAAGUGGGCCUGAGAAGUAUAUUUCCCAUCCUAUUUUGAACUUUUAUCUUUUUUUGACAGGUUUCAGAAUUGACUAAAUUUUGAACUCCUUAAGCGUAUAGUGCUUUGGUCCGUUAGAGUGAUAGAGUAUAAGAAGUAAUAACUUAGAAGGUAGCAAAGGAAGGAACGUGGAAGGUAGGGAAGGUAGGUAGGUAGGUAGAAGGUAGGUAGGUAGGUUAUUGUACCUCUAUGACUAAUAACAUCGACAUUAUUGACAAUAUUAGUUGAAGGAAUGCAGAGAUUUAAAACUAAAAAUCGAUUCUGGUAUGAUUUGUCCUGUGGUGGUCCUGUAUAAAGGAAUGAAGAUAUUUCGCCAUAAAGUUAACAUUUUCUUGACGCUGCUUUAAUGGUCUAAAUAUACCAUCGUCCACACUGUCAACCGACAAUUCAUGAACCGUAUUGCAAAGACAUAAGGUCCAACGAUGGUUAGUUAAGACUGUCUGUUAUUAGUGUUAUUACCUACCCAUUCCACAUUUACGAAACUAUAUAUUUUUUUAUUGGAGUUGAUUUUCGUUUGAUUUCAUUCAGUUCGAAAAACAAAUGAAUCUCACUGCCAAUUUACUUUGGCUGGCUGAACGAUUGACUAAAAUAUUGAAGCGCCUGUAAAUACACCAGAGCAAAAGCUUCUUCGUGAGAUUACUAAUAUAAUCACUCCUAGGGGAAUUCCAAAAAUAUUUUAAAUAGUUAAACCCAGUUAAGCUACUUGUAUUCGUAGUUAAUCUUAAGUUAAUUGAUCCAUUAUUCUGUUACGAAAAUGAACUAUGAAAAUGGUAUUGUAUUUAGAGAUUGUUCUUAAAUCAUACACAUAAAUUUAUGUUACUCCAACACACUUGUACAUGUAACUAUAGAAACUCCUUAAUUGUCGUAUGUCGUAACACAAUGGUAUCAAUAAAAAGGUCCUUAAUUAUGUACUUUUUUAGGGUUCCGUACCCAAAGGGUAAAACGGGACCCUAUUACUAAGACUCCGCUGUCCGUCCGUCCGUCUCUCACCAGGCUGUAUCUCACGAACCGUGAUGUAUUUCUGUUGCCGGUGGGCGAGUCCGACUCGCACUUGUCCGGUUUUUUGCAAUUAACCCUCCUGUUUGUUGCAAUUUAUACAAUUUAUUUUAAGUCUCCUUUUUUGUAGUUAUACCCCGGAUCCCGGAACUACAUAUUAUAUUAAGUAUUAGAAGUUACAAGUGGUCCCUUAUUUAGUGAUAGGUAUUUCAUGGCAUUGGAUGCUAAAAAAUGUGAAGAUGGUGGAACUUAGAAUUGAUAGGUAACUAAGAAAUCUCUUUUUUUACAAGACUGAAAUAUAACAUACUUUUUAGAAUUUGCGAAAGAUGACCAAUUUUAUUGAUUAAGUACCUACAUGUAUUGUCUUUGCAUACACGAUUUUAAUACCUUAGGCCGCCUUGAUAUUUUAUUAUAUGGUGGUUCCAAAAAACCGUUCAAUCUUAUUCCAACGCACUUGACAUAGAUAAUGCAUACGUACCUAAUGUAGUAAUUUGUAUGAGACUAUGUAGGUAAAAAUGUAUUAUUCAGAUGAGAAAAUAAGUGCCAUAAAAAUCAA
Cydia fagiglandana is the source of this 4704-nucleotide messenger RNA. It is a transcript of the gene fu, whose product is annotated as serine/threonine-protein kinase fused. Gene Ontology annotation, molecular function: protein kinase activity; ATP binding. Gene Ontology annotation, cellular component: cytoplasm. Gene Ontology annotation, biological process: protein phosphorylation. The record is from RefSeq and is a predicted model, not a curated record. Lineage: Eukaryota; Metazoa; Arthropoda; Insecta; Lepidoptera; Tortricidae. The transcript has 11 exons. Bases 121 to 2658 code for a protein of 845 amino acids.